Messenger RNA from Penicillium soppii, 2433 nucleotides. Its product is annotated as fungal specific transcription factor domain-containing protein. Gene Ontology annotation, molecular function: zinc ion binding; DNA-binding transcription factor activity, RNA polymerase II-specific; RNA polymerase II cis-regulatory region sequence-specific DNA binding. Gene Ontology annotation, biological process: regulation of transcription by RNA polymerase II; DNA-templated transcription. The coding region runs from base 1 to 2433 and encodes 810 amino acids. Gene Ontology annotation, cellular component: chromatin. The transcript has 6 exons. NCBI's taxonomy places the organism in Eukaryota, Fungi, Ascomycota, Eurotiomycetes, Eurotiales, Aspergillaceae. The record is from RefSeq and is a predicted model, not a curated record.
AUGCAAAUAGACACCAAAGAACGCCCAUACGAAUGCAAUGUCUGCCACAAGCGUUUCUCUCGAAGCGAUGUCUUAAGUCGACAUGCCAAAGGCCAUAAUAAUAAAGCCGAGACGACAGCCAGCACCUCAGAACUGCCGAACCGGCAAGUAUCCUUGAUCACUGCUUCUUCAGCCGUUCCAGAUUCAAGCAAUGGCUCUGUCGGUGCGGAGGCACCUUUACCAAAUCUGUCGGGCACCCCAAGAGAUACACCACUUGCAUCAACGGGACUCCCAUCAUCGCUAGAUUAUCUAGCCGACAUAUCAGUCCACCAUGGCCGGAGCGAGACAGAACUGAAUGCAAUGAUGAUAGACGAACAGCAACCAUAUUAUGGAUGGAACGAAGUCAUUCCCGCAGACCAAAGCUCUCAUCGAGCCGGGUUGGCCUUUGACCCUGUGCCAAAAGACAUGCUUCAAAUGUGGCUCGAGCCUCGCACUGAUUCUAUGUCGAAUGGCUCACUUGAUGUAAUGCCUGAUAAUCAAAUAACUCUCCUGGGCGAUAAUAUGAUGCUUACGCCGGGUCAGAAUCGCCAUCCGGUCGAUAGCGGCAAAUCUGGCACCGAAAAUAUUCCAAAUGAACGUUUUUUCAAAGUACAGCGGUGCUGGUUAGCGCCGCCAAACAAAGGGCGUCUCAUAAAUAAUUUAUGGCGUGAUAUUACGAUUUCAUCCGUCGAUAAUAUCUUCUCUGUUCAAUCAUUGCAUUUCUCCAGUGAGCCACGUGCGGCUCAGGGAUCAUGUUGUGGAUUCGAUGAGGAUUGCAGACGACGCCUACAGGCGACAUUUGGGCAUGACAUAACUCCUCCACACACCAGUGCAGGCAUCUCUUCGGCUACACCUGUCUCUUCAUCCCAUUAUUCUAAUUUCCCUCCUGCUGAGAUCUUGGAUAUGUCUUUAGAUCUAUUUUUCCGACUGUUCAAUCCUCUCUUGCCUUUUGUUCAUCUUCCUACUUUUUCGGCGAAGAAGGCACGACCAUCACUCCUAUACGUCAUGACGCUAGUUGGCAUGACAUUGCUUGGCACAAAGGGGACAACUGCUUUCGUCUCCAGAAAUUUCUCUAGCGUUUUGGAUAAAGUGGCUGUCGAAUUUGCUAGAUGCUCAUUGGGACUCGAGAAUGCUGCUAGCACCAUGACGUUGUUCGCGACAGCUUUACUUUUAUUGAAUCUGGCUGGUUUGACAGGAGAAAAGACGCAUCUAGAGCAGUGCCAGCCCCUUUAUAUCAACGUCAUGUCUGUGGCUCAAAGGCACGGGCUUUUCUCGGCCACUGAAGGACAAAUUCUUGAUAUGACUCUAUUUGAGACUGUCCCCGAUAUAGAAAUGAGAUGGAAAGCAUGGAGCAAAAUUGAGUCAGCCAAGAGAAUAAUCGUCGGACUCCUUCUCCUGGACUCCUGGUACUCUUCAUUCCUCUCGACAUGUCCAAUUGUCCUCCCAGACUCGAUCCAACUCAUCCUCCCCUGCAGUGAAUCGCUUUUCCGUGCAAACUCAUCCAUACAAUGGACACAAUUGAUUCGCAGCGGCAAGCGCAUCCUCUCAUCCACGAUUUUAGCUCCCUCUGAGAACGUCAGCGUCCCAGCCUUGGAAGGCCCCCCAGAAGACUUUUGCAUCCAAGCAGUCCUGUCCAUCGUCCAUCUACGCCAGUCUGAAGCUUAUCAUCGCCUCCUCUCCAACAGAGCCAGUUACCCCUUCGCACCGUGCCACACCUACGCCAUGGACGGCCGCGCCAGAUGUCUCCCCUCGUUACAAUCCCAACUCAUAGCAACAUACGGCGACACCCUCGACCGCCUCAAUCCAAAUGCCCUCAUAUCCUGGCACCACAUGUGCAUGAUGCUGACGGCUGAUAUCCAAAUAUUCGAUCUGGCCGCUGGUCGCGCCGGCCCAACUCCUGCCCGCAAAGCCCUGGAAGAUAUUCGCGAUUGGUCGCAGACCCCUGCUGCUCGUCGUGCAUGUCUGCACGCAGCACAUAUCUACAAAGCCAUGUCGAAUAGGAAAGCUUCUGACCAUCCGGAUUUCCAAUCGGUAUUAUCGCUCUUCUCCGCUGGCUUAGUUCUCGGUCUGUAUACUUUUAUGGUGCCGGACUCUGCGAGUUCACUGUCUAGUAUUGGGUCUGUGGAGUUGAUGGAUGAUGUUGAAUGGAGGUCUAUUGGGGCGGAGGGAUUUACGAGCUUCAUGGAACCGAGAGGGAGCCAGACGUAUGCACCGACUGACGAUCCCGCUGUCAACUUUAUUCGCAAUGGUGCUACGAUCUACUUGCGAGGUCUUCCUUUCCACGGUGGAUAUCAGUCUGCGCGUCGCAUUCUUCUUGACUACGCUUCUCUUCUUAAGGACUCUGGGAAGUGGAGUGUCAAGAAAUUUUCUUACAUUUUAUACAUUAUGAGUGAUGUUCUUAUGGAUGUGGAAUGA